CGCCAAACUCGACUUUUUCUCGCUGCCCGGUUCAUCUAACUUCCUAGCCGUGCCUACCCAUGGUAUCACGUCCCGGCGCCGAACGCCAACACCCACGCCGUCCCCUGAACCACGCACCCGGGCUGCUACAUCGCUGGGCGAGAGGCUGGGUUGACGGCAAGCCACCAUGUUGGACAACAGCUCAUGAGAGUCUCCAGCCGAUUUGACGGGUCGAUAUGCGGCGCGAUCCUUUCCUUGCACCGCCCGUCGCUGUCGUUGUUUUCGUCGUCGAACCGGUCUGCCGCCACUGCUUCCUUCUCUGCUGGUUCCACCCAUAAUAGCCUCAGUGAAGGCCCAAGACGAAGUGCCCAUCGCCGGUACACCGUGUGCUCGGUCCGGCGCCGCCCGGUGCUGGCCCUUCCAUCUCUCCGAUUUUCGACCGAUACCCGCUCGCGCAGCUCCCCCGGGCCCUCCAUACCCCCCACGCGUGAGAGCCAUACCGCCGCAGCGGCCGAGGAAGAUCUCGAGCCCGAAUUUGAUGGCGAUGACACCGUGCAAAACUCCGCCCCGCGCAAGCCGAGGCGACUGCGCAGCUUAACCAAGAAGGAAUUGCUCGCGUUGGUCGACGAUUACGAUGGCGAAGAGAUCGGCCCGGUUGAUGAGUACUUGGAGUAUCUCCGCGACCCCUACAUGCGGGGCUAUGCGCAGCCCGACACCCAGCAUAUCACCUUUGCGCGCACCAUCGAGGACGUUGCCUACCCGUCCCUCGAGCAGGUGAUCCGGGCCGGCGAAGAGGAGCAGCAAACCCUCUGGGAGCUCCGCUUCGCCGUGCUUACCCGGCUCCGGAGCCCUCACAAGGUCGAUCUCGACCACAUCUACGAGAUCUACCAGCGCCUCCCGGAACCGCGCAUGCUCUACAUACACGCCCGCUUCCGCCACCAGCUGUUGCGUGUCUUCGGUCAGCCCGACGAGCGGGACUCCGGAUCUAUGUUGCGAUACUUCGCCCUCAUCGCGGACGUCAAGAACACGGGCAUUCCCCUGACCACCUCCGAGUGGAACUGUGCGAUCAAUUUUGCCACCAGAUAUGUCGGCACUGUGACCGAGACCGAGGUCGAGGCGGCCCUGAAGCUGUGGCGCGAGAUGGAGUGCGACGCCGGCAUCAAGGCCACCAAUGUAACCUUCAACAUCCUCUUCGACGUUGCCUGCAAGGCGGGCAACUUUACGCUGGCCGAGAUGAUCUACCGCGAGAUGGAAGGACGCGGCCACCACUACAACCGCUACCACUACACCAGCCUGAUCCACUUCUUCGGCCUCAAGCACGAGACGAGCGGGAUGCGCGCCGCCUACAAGGAGAUGGUCAACGCCGGCGAGAUGAUCGACACGGUGGUGCUCAACGCCAUGAUCAGCGGCCUGCUGCGGUCGGGCGAGGAGGCCCCCGCCGAGCGGCUGUACGAGCGCAUGAAGGCCGCCAGCCUCGACAGGGUCGGCGACGGCGACAGCACCGACGGCGGUCCCGGCGUGCCCGUCCGCACGCCCACAUCGGACCGCGCCAUCACCCAGGCGCUGCUCAUGUUCGCCAAGAUCGGCCGGCGGCACCCGCCGUCGCGGCCCGCGCUGCAGCGGAUGGCGCCGCUCGCGCCGGACCUGCAGACCUACCGCAUCCUGGUCAACCACUACGGCGUCAAGCGCGGCGACCUGGCCAAGACGGCCGCCUACAUCGACGAGAUGAAGUUCUUCAAGAUCCCGCUGCACCACGCCAUCUUCCUGGCCCUGUUCAAGGGCUUCGCCCACCACGGCGGCUACCCGCGCUCGCCCUGGAGCGAGCGCCGCCUAACGGGCAUCUGGAACGCCCUGCUCGACGCCCUCGACGCCGGCGCCGCCGGCCUCGAGGUCAAGAAGUGGCUCGCCAUGUGGGCGCUGCGCGCCUUCGCGCGCUGCUCCACCCGCGCCCGCGUGCUGGACGUGUACGAGGCGCUCAAGGCGCGGUGGAGCCUGAGCCAGGCGGACGAGCAGUUCAUGGUGGAUUUCUUGGGUAGUCUUGUGAAUAAGCGGAAGUGAUAGCUUCACGAGCAUGGCAUCGAUGGGCAGGGGUUAUAUAACUGUACUUGAAAAGGGAUAGGGCGCCUGACCUGGGUCGUGGCAUGUUCACCGGAGGCCCGGCAGCUGGGUGCUGAUUUGUAUGAUAUUGUGUAUAUAUGCCUCUGCUAUGAGUGAACCAUAGAGGGCAGCCCAGGGCGAAGCGCAGCUUGACGGCAUGAAUAGAGCGUGAUCAAAGAUCAGUUGAAGCCUCUUGUUGGGUUGUGAUUACUUGUCUCGCAGCAAAUACAGACAGACUGGAGAAAAAAAAAAAAGAAAAAGAAAAAGAAAAAGAAAAAAAAAAAGAAAAAAAGAGAGAAAAAAAUAAUCAACCUAAUCGUACACGGGUAUCGUCUAUCGCAG
This is a messenger RNA of Thermothielavioides terrestris NRRL 8126, 2418 nucleotides long. RefSeq lists its product as uncharacterized. NCBI's taxonomy places the organism in Eukaryota, Fungi, Ascomycota, Sordariomycetes, Sordariales, Chaetomiaceae. The coding region runs from base 184 to 2037 and encodes 617 amino acids. The transcript has a single exon. The record is from RefSeq and is a predicted model, not a curated record. Gene Ontology annotation, molecular function: protein binding.